Myodes glareolus (Bank vole) is the source of this 951-nucleotide messenger RNA. RefSeq names its product olfactory receptor 4C46-like. Gene Ontology annotation, biological process: G protein-coupled receptor signaling pathway. Gene Ontology annotation, cellular component: membrane. Lineage: Eukaryota; Metazoa; Chordata; Mammalia; Rodentia; Cricetidae. The record is from RefSeq and is a predicted model, not a curated record. Gene Ontology annotation, molecular function: olfactory receptor activity; G protein-coupled receptor activity.
AUGCCAAGUACUGUAAGCCUGAUGGAAUACAGAAACAAUGUGACUGAGUUUGUUCUCCUGGGACUCACACAGAACCCACACAUGCAAAAAAUUAUUUUUUCUGUAUUUUUGGUAAUAUAUAUCUUCUCUGUGGUAGGCAAUUUGCUUAUUCUGGUCACCAUUACAAAUAGUCAACUAUUGGAUUCCCCUAUGUACUAUUUUCUGGCCUAUCUCUCCUUCAUUGAUGCCUGCUACUCCUCUGUCAAUACUCCUAAGUUGAUUGUUGAUUCACUCCGUGAAAGGAAGUCCAUUCAGUUCAAUGGAUGUAUGACCCAAGUCUUUGGGGAACACUUCAUUGGAGGCGCUGAGGUCAUCUUGCUUACUGUCAUGGCCUAUGACCGCUAUGUAGCCAUCUGUAAACCUCUGCAUUAUGCAGCCAUCAUGAAUCGACGACUCUGUAAUUUACUUGUGGGAGUGUCAUGGGCUGGAGGGUUUCUUCAUGGGGGUAUACAAAUUCUUUUCAUUGUUGGACUACCUUUCUGUGGCCCUAAUGUCAUAGAUCACUUUAUGUGUGAUCUGAACCCUUUGCUUGAUUUAGCCUGUACUGAUACACACAUUCUAGGUCUCUUUGUUGCUGCCAACAGUGGCUUCAUCUGUCUGUUAAACUUCCUCCUUCUGCUCAUAUCCUACAUGAUUAUCCUGUGCUCCCUAAGGACCCACAGUGCAGAAGGAAGACACAAAGCCCUCUCUACCUGUGUUUCUCACAUAAUAGUGGUGAUCUUAUUUUUUGUACCCUGCAUAUUUGUGUACAUGAGACCUGCAGCUACAUUACCCAUGGAUAAAGCAGUUGCUAUUUUUUAUACUGUGAUAACUCCCAUGCUAAACCCAUUAAUCUACACCUUGAGAAAUAAUCAGAUGAAAAAUGCCAUUAAAAGAUUAUUUAGUAGAAAAACUCAGCCAGACAACAAAUAA